Microthlaspi erraticum is the source of this 1134-nucleotide messenger RNA. Lineage: Eukaryota; Viridiplantae; Streptophyta; Magnoliopsida; Brassicales; Brassicaceae. The record is from the annotation of a GenBank genome assembly.
AUGGUGAUAGGUCUUCCGAAACUCAUUGAUGGUCGAGUUUUGUGUGAUAUCUGCAUGAAGGGGAAACAAAACCGUGAGAGCAUACCGAAGCAGAGUGUAUGGAGGUCAAACAAGACACCAGAAUUCGUACACAGCUACAUCUGCGGUCCUAUAUCGCCAAUCUCAUCAAGUGGGAAGAGUGAGAAAUCAGAGGCUUUUAAGAUGUUUAAGGAGUUCAAAGCUGCUGCAGAAAGAGAGAUAGGCGAGCCCUUGAUUUGCCUGAGAACUGACAGAGGUGGAGAGUUCACUUCAAAGGCAUUUCAAGAGUUCUGCGUGGAGAAUGCUUUUGCGUUGGUACCAUAUGAGAAACGCAUAGAGCUUGAUGAGAAGAGUAUUAUGUGUGUGAUGCUUGGCGUCAGCAAAGAGUCAAAAGCCUACAGACUCUAUGGUCCAGUUUCGAAAAAGAUCAUCACCAGCAAAGACGUAAAGUUUGAUGAGAAGAGAUCGUGGGAUUGGGAUAAAAAGGAGAAUGAAGAUAGGAGGAAGAAGAACGAGAAGAGACUCUUUGUUCUUGGAGAAGAAUAUUAUGAGCCAGAAGAAGGAGAAGAGAGCAAUGGUGAGGAAGAACAAACCGCUGUCACAGCCUCACCACAAUCAGAAGAAGCCACUGCAGUCACCGGCUCACAAACUGAAAACGCAAAGGAGAUAGAAGCAAAAUCUGCAGAGCAAGAGGGAGCUAAAGUGAUUGGAGUCAAAUGGGUUUACAAAACCAAACUCAAUGAAAGAGGAGAAGUCGACAAAUACAAAGCGAGAUUGGUGGCCAAAGGAUUUCAUCAAACGCAUGGGAUUGAUUUUCAUGAAGUGUUCGCACUAGUGGCUAGGUGGGACACAAUAAGGUUAAUACUCGCUUUGGCAGCUCAAAAGGGAUGGAAUGUUUAUCAGCUGGUGGUUAAGAGCGCUUUCCUCCAUGGAAAGCUCAACGAGGAUGUCUAUGUGGAGCAGCCAAAAGGUUUUGAGCUGAGAGGAGAAGAUAGUCAGAAGGUUUACAAGCUGAAGAAGGCAUUGUAUGGCUUGAAACAAGCACCAAGAGCUUGGUACAGCAGGAUCGAAGGUUAUUUCAUGAAGGAGGGGUUCAAGAAAUGCUACUGUUUGUAA